Molecule: messenger RNA, 804 nt
Organism: Exophiala viscosa
Lineage: Eukaryota; Fungi; Ascomycota; Eurotiomycetes; Chaetothyriales; Herpotrichiellaceae
Exons: 3
Coding region: 90-653 (187 amino acids)
Cellular component (GO): mitochondrion
Source: RefSeq, a predicted model, not a curated record
GCUUGAACUCUGCCCUCUAAAGACGUCAAUGUAGUAGGGACAUUGCAGGCUGCGCCUAACGAACAACUUCUCUGCAGCUCCAAGUCACCAUGUCGUUCCUCUCAACAGGGGCGAGAGCUGCAGCUCGUCCCUUGAGGCGCUCGUUACCGCGUCAACCACGCAGAUACGCCGGACAUGAAGCAGGCCAUGGUCACGGUCAUGGAGGAGCGAAAGAGAGCGCCCUGCACGUUGAAUCAGGCGCGGGGAGCGAACACCUGAGUAGAGGUUUCUAUUUCAGCAUAGCCUUCAUUCCGUUCGCCUAUGUGUUAUACUCACUCGCAAGUUCUCCGGGCGACAAUUUCGUCUCCCGCCAGAUCAAGAAAUAUGAAGACAACAAAAAGGCCGACGAAACGAAGAACGUCAUACACACGACGAUGAUGGAGCAGGCCGCGGCCGAGCGUCAGUUAUUUUCUGGCGUCUCAAGAGACGAGAGCGGUCCAACGCUGAGACUACCAGAGCUCUUCAAUGCUGGAUCACCGUACAACGUCUCCGCUGGUCAAGGCUCCGCCGACCUUUCUGAACUGGCCAAAUUUUACAAGCAAGAAAGCGAGGUGGCGGAGCAAGAGCGAGUAGCGAGGCUAAAAAGAAAUAAUGGCGUCUCUGUUUACGACUAGACGAGGGGGAUCAGAUCAUACAUCAUCGUCGCACUGUACAUAUGCCCAAGCGGGUGGGCAAGAUAUGGGCUAAGCAUGUCAUGAUUGAGAUUUCAGUUCUACACACAGGGAGCAGUUCACACCGGACAACGCGAGCAUCAUACAGGAAGCA